Molecule: messenger RNA, 621 nt
Organism: Lachnellula hyalina
Lineage: Eukaryota; Fungi; Ascomycota; Leotiomycetes; Helotiales; Lachnaceae
Gene: cdm1
Product: DNA polymerase delta subunit
Exons: 2
Coding region: 1-621 (206 amino acids)
Biological process (GO): DNA synthesis involved in DNA repair; DNA-templated DNA replication
Cellular component (GO): delta DNA polymerase complex
Molecular function (GO): DNA-directed DNA polymerase activity
Source: RefSeq, a predicted model, not a curated record
AUGCCAGUAACACGCCGCUCUCGCACCUCCAGCGGCCCCGCCGCGCGAGGCUCUCAGAAAACCCUCUCUUUCGGGCCUACGAAAUCCUCGAAACCCACCUCCAAGAAGACCAACAAACUCCCCGCCUCUCCCCUGUCCAAGAACGUCGACAUUAAAAACGAAGACCAAGAUGAAGAUAUAGCUGGAGAUGUAAGUGGCGAUAUAGAUGUAGGACACGUCACAUCCUCAGCAGCAAUUGCUUCACAAACAAACGCGGAAUCGCAGCGUGUGAAGAACAGAGGACCAAGCGCAGAGGAAGAAGAGGCGCGCAAGGUGAGCGAUGCGCAGGUACGUCGGUAUUGGAAGGAGAGGGAGGCGGAGCGGAGGGCGCCGAGGGUACAUCAGGGGGAGUUGGGGGUUGAGGAGAAGGUCUUGAGGUUGUGGGAUAUGAGUAGUCAGUAUGGUCCAGCUAUAGGAAUCGCACGUAUGAAGCGCUGGGUGCGGGCGAAUAAGUUGGGCUUGAAUCCGCCGAUUGAGGUUCUAGCUGUGUUGAUCAAGGAGGGGGAGAGGGGGAAUACGGGGGCUGAGAGGGCGUAUGUGGAUGAGUUGAUGAGUAGCAAGUUUGUGGUUGGGGAUGCGUGA